Molecule: messenger RNA, 1536 nt
Organism: Thelazia callipaeda (thelaziosis nematode)
Lineage: Eukaryota; Metazoa; Nematoda; Chromadorea; Rhabditida; Thelaziidae
Source: the annotation of a GenBank genome assembly
AUGUUAUCAACUCGUAAUUUGUGUUGCUUCUUUGCUAGAUGUUCAAGGAAAUUAAGGCGAUGGUGUUCAACAUCUUCUAACAAUAUUACUUAUCGUAUGGGUCUAAAUCCUUUCGAAAAUCAUGCAAAUCAAACUGCUAUCAUUCUCAACUGCACGACUAGGUUGACUUAUGGGGACUUGUCAAAGCGUGUGGGUUCGAUGGUAGCACUACUGCAGUCAGUAUUCGGCAUAGACCGUGGCGAUCGAGUACUAUGUCGUCUCGAGAAAUCUAUCGAUAGUUUAAUACUCUAUUUAGCAGUUUUGCGACUAGGAGCUAUAUAUGUACCUUUAAACCCAGUUAAUACGUUGUCGGAAACCAUUCAUGUUGUCGCGAAUAGUGAUCCUCAUUUAUUUGUUAGCUGUAGUAUACAAUAUGAUAAUGUUUUUACGAAUAAGGUGGAACAUGUCAUAGAUGCUGGUCAAAUAUUCAGAGAAAGUGAAGCACAGAAACCUGAUUAUGGUGUGGAAUGCGUAAAACCUGAUGACAUUGCAUGUAUUUGUUAUACUUCGGGAACUACAGGCUUACCAAAAGGUGCGAUGUUGAGUCAUGGUGGUCUUACUUGGAAUGCCGAAACACUAGUAGAUGCGUGGCAGUUCACCCGUAAUGAUAUAUUACUUCAUAUGCUUCCAUUCUGUCAUGUACAUGGAUUAUUCAUAAGUCUCAAUUGUACAUUUUUUUCAAAAUCCAGUAUGGUUUUCAGGCCAAAAUUUGAUGUCAAUGAUGCUUUGAACUGGUUACCUCAGUGUACUGUUAUGAUGGGUAUUCCAACAUACUUCAGCCGUUUGAUGCAAAAUAAAAAUUUCGAUAAGAAUAUGACGAAAAAAAUACGACUAUUUGUGUGUGGAAGUGCUCCUUUAUCUACAAUUCUGUGGGAGGAUUUUAGAAAUCGAACUGGGCAUGAAAUAUUGGAGCGUUACGGAAUGACAGAAGCAAAUGUUAUAACAACAAAUCUUUAUAAUGAUCGAAGGCAAGGAUUUGUUGGAAAAGUUUUACCUGGUGGCAAAAUUCGUACAACUAAAGAAGGUUCAAUACAAAUUCAGCUUCCAAGUUUGUUUUUGGGUUAUUGGAAAAAUGAAAAUGAAACACGAAAAGUUUUUACUGAAGAUGGAUUUUUUGAUACUGGAGAUAUUGGUAGAAUUGAAGACGACGGCUUCUUAUCGAUACAGGGUCGUGCAAAAGAUUUAAUUAUUAGUGGUGGAUUAAAUGUAUAUCCAAAAGAGGUAGAAGAUGCUAUAGAUUCUCUACCUUAUGUUGUGGAGUCUGCUGUCAUAGGUGUUCCACAUCGGGAUUUGGGAGAAGCAGUUGUAGCUUUAUGUGUACCAGAGUCAGGAAUUCAUGCAUUUUUACACGAAUCAGAAGCUAUCUGCACUCUUCGUGCCAAACUGGCCAACUAUAAAGUGCCAAAACGUUUUCUUUAUGUUGAUGAAUUGCCUCGAAAUUCAAUGGGAAAAGUGCUGAAGAAUGUUCUCAAACAGCAGUGUCGCAGUUUGUUUUAG